This is a messenger RNA of Sarcophilus harrisii (Tasmanian devil), 4169 nucleotides long. RefSeq names its product 2'-5'-oligoadenylate synthase 1. Gene Ontology annotation, biological process: regulation of ribonuclease activity; negative regulation of viral genome replication; defense response to virus. The coding region runs from base 77 to 1183 and encodes 368 amino acids. NCBI's taxonomy places the organism in Eukaryota, Metazoa, Chordata, Mammalia, Dasyuromorphia, Dasyuridae. The record is from RefSeq and is a predicted model, not a curated record. Gene Ontology annotation, cellular component: nucleoplasm; membrane; cytosol. The transcript has 6 exons. Gene Ontology annotation, molecular function: 2'-5'-oligoadenylate synthetase activity; double-stranded RNA binding.
UAAGGGAGAGGUAAAGGGACAGAGCCGCACAGCUCUCAGCCAGUUGAGCGCUGAGCUCUGAUUCUCCCGCUUUUCAAUGCAGGUUCUCGGGGACAUCAUGAAUCUCUGGGACACCCCGGCCAGGGACCUGGACAGCUACAUCGAGACGCACCUCUUGCCCGACACCACUUUCCAGACAGAGGUGCACAGGGCCAUCCACACCAUCUCCAAUUUCCUAAAGGACAGAUGUUUCAGAGGCACCUGGAAGUCCGUUCGGGUCACCAAGAUUGUGAGGGGAGGUUCAUCCGGCAAAGGCACAGCCCUGAGAGAUUGCUCCAAGGUAGAUCUCGUAGUAUUUCUCAGCGAUCUCCGAAGCUACCAGGACCAGAUAGACCGCCGACGAGAGUUCAUUGAGGAAAUCAAGAAACAGUUGGAAGAAUAUGAGCUUGAGCAAGAGUGGAUGUUUGCAGUAAAAUUCAAGGUCAAUAAGCCGACCAAGUUUCCUCAAGUUCUCAGCUUCUCCAUGAAGUCGAACAAUAUAAGUCAGUGGAUGGACUUCCAUAUAUUUCCAGCCUUUGAUGUUCUAGGUCAAAUGAACAGAGAUUUAAAGAAACCUGACCCGCACAUCUACAUUGAUCUCAUAAAGGAAUCCCAGGCAGGGGAAGAAUUCUUCAUCUGCUUCACAGAACUACAAAAUAGCUUCUUCAACCAUCGUUGCAACAAACUCAAAAAUCUGGUCCGAUUGGUGAAACACUGGUACAAAAUGUGCAAGGAGAAAAUGGAUUCCCUCCCUCCUCAGUAUGCUCUGGAGCUUCUGACUAUCUAUGCCUGGGAACACGGGAGCCAGGAAAUUAAUUUCUCUAUAGCUCGUGGCUUCCAGACAGUCCUGUACCUGAUCCAGAAGUACCAAGAGCUCAUGAUCUACUGGACCAUCAACUAUGACACUCAAAAUGAGACCAUCGCCCGUUACCUCUGUUGUCAGCUCCAGAAACACAGGCCAGUGAUCCUGGACCCAGCUGACCCAACGAGUGAUGUAGGGGGUGGAAAGAAAUGGUCCUGGGACAAGCUGGCACAAGAAGCUGAACGAUGGUCAACUGCUUCCUGCUUGCAAAACUGGGAUGGCAGCUGGGUUCAGCCAUGGAACGUGCCGGUGGAGCAGACUCUGGAAGCCAGCCAAGUCUUGAACCUCAUGAGCAAUCCAUAGCAGAAUGAAUCCUACUUUAUGUGCAAUGCUUAGGACCCUGCAAUUAAUCCCCUGUUUAGAACAGACCAGUGUUAUUUUCUGCCUCUGAAAUGUGUUUUUGGAUUGGUGGAGAGAAUGCCAGUGAGGGUGCAACAUGGAUGUCAGGAGGCUUCUUUCUUCAUGAGAGACACAUGUAGUUCCAAACUUUGUUUGAGGAGAAACCCUUGGAGAAAGAGAAGACUUUGGAAGUGACAGGCAUGUAGGUGGGACUGGCUCCUCCACAUGUUCCCAGUUGUGAGCUAACCUUUGGGAAAUUUCCUUUUAGGUGAGGAUGGGGCCUCUCCGUUGGUUGAGUUUGAAAAUCUUUUGCCAGUGUGAGUUAUUAUUCAAUGUAUAUGUUUUCUGGUAUAUUUAAAUCUGUGUUACUUUUCUGAUUUCUGUUUGCCAUUUAUCAUAGAGAUGUAUUAGUCAUUUCAUAAUUAUGAUUAUCUUUUCACUAACAUUUGAUGAAAAGAUGCUAAGCUGGUAGAUAUAAACUUGGCACCCCCAUCCUUUUAAUGGAUAAGAUCCAGGGAAGUUAGCAGCUUUUGUACCUAAAUAUCUUGCCCCAGAAAAAUAAUAUUUAAAGGGAUUAUUUCAGAUAAUCCUAGUUCAGUACUCUCAGAGGAGAACAGAGUGGCCAUGGCCUCAUAACCCUUGUCUUAAAUUCUUCCAGGAGGGAAUCAGUUUCCCUUAUAGAGGAAUGGGCAAAUUUCCAGAGAUAAUCUAUCAUGUUCUUGAACCAGCUGACAAUAUACUCAGUCAUCCCAUAUGAAUAUAUACCUUAUGUGGGCAGCUUACAUCAGGGGUGCUUGUCUAUCAACUUUGGGUGAGAGCUACUUCUGUUUGUUUGAGCACAUUUGGUUUUAAGGAAGCCCAAUGAAACAGGAAGAGUAGAAGAUAAUCAGAUAGGAAGGAAAUUGCAUUUCAGUACUGGAUCCAAAUAACCACAAGGAUGGAAGGGAAGGGUGGAUAGAGAACAGUGGACAGAGCUGAGUGUGAAAUCAGGAAGACUCAUCUCCCUGAGUUCAAAUCUUUGGGUGAUCCUGGGCAAGUCACUUAAUUCUGUUUGCCUCAGUUUCCUCCUCUAUAAAAUGAGAAGAAAAUGGCAAACCAUUCUAGUAUAUUUGCCAAGAAAUCCCCCAAAGGGAUCACGUAGAAUUGGAAACAACUGAAAAACAUCUGAACAAGUACGAGUUCCACACUCAUUCUUAUCUUUCUUAAGUUAGUUUUCCCCCUCCCCUUCUCAAUCCUGAAUUGCCAGACUGGCCUAAGUUUGGUUUGAUUUGUUUCUCCUUUAGAUUGAACUUGUGUUUUCACUGAUGUGGGGAAAUUGGAGUUUUAGAGUUGUUUGGGACCAUUGAGAGAGCCACAUAAACCAUUAAAGCUGGCAUCUCAGUCAAGAUCUUUUUGAACUUCAAGGCAACAUCUUGAUACUAUACUGCCUCCCUAGUUCGCUUCCAGACCCUAAAAUAACAGGAGAUUUCUCAAGCUCACAUUCUGGUCUUUGCUUAUCCAUACAUACUCUCUUCAGAACUCUGGCUCCUAAGUUAGGAAUUUUGAGAUCACUUUGCACCAGUGCAUUGGGAAUCAUUCUCUCGGGAUGUAAAAAUGGGUACAGAGCCAAUUCCCUUUUCCCCCUGGUCUUCCACUUGGAAAAGGGACAAAGGAAAUAAUCAGUGACUGAAAGUCAUGUUCAUUUUCAUUUAUUUGGAAUAAAAUGGAGAAGAAGCCAAGAGUUUCUGACUGCUGAUCAUCUUUAGUUAAUGAGAUACAGCAAAUUAGUGAAAUGCAAAUUGUUAUUAUCAGAGAUAUUAGACUCUGCUUCUGAGCCAAAAUUUAUAUCUCACAUAUAUAGAACUGAUGUAGGUAGCAAGACACAGUGAAUGGCAUUCUACUUCUGAAGUGGGGAACACCUGGGUCCUAAUGCUGACUGAUAUUUAUGAACUGUAUGUUUCACUAGCUUACUCUCCAAUUCUUUUCACCCAUUCUCAAGUCUCUCAUGGUUUCCCCUUCCCCUGUUCUCUCACUUGAGAAACUUGCCUCAUAUAUGGCAUGAAUAUGUGGGGGUGUGGAUGUGCUUACAAACACUUUAGUUGUCUAUAAAUCAUGUGUGCCAAACCCUUAUCUGAGAAUUUUGAUACAAAUAUUUUCUCAUUCUUUUCUUAGCCUAGAUGCAUUAAUGUUAUUUUUGCAGAUAUUUUUCAGUUUCAAAUAAUCAAAAUUAUUUCAAAGUUAUUUUAUAAGUAUCUCUAUUCUUUAUGUGGUUAAGAAUUCAUUUCCUGCCCUGCCCACACAUGAAAAACUAAUAUUUAUCCAAUAAUUAAAUCUGAUUUUAUUUGGAUAAAGUUUUUUUUUUUAACUAAUUUUGUUUAAACAGUUCUUGGGUUUGUUUUCGUAGGUGAACUCCCAGAUGUUUUAUACUGUCUAGAGUUUAUUUAAAUGUGGUAUUUCUUAUUAUCUCUUUUUGCAGGGUUUUGUUUGUGAUCUAUAUAAUAAUGAUGAUUGUACACUGCUUACAUCCUUUGACCCAGCAAUACUACUACUACAUCUGUAUGCCAAAAUGACUGAAGGGGGUGAAAAGGAAAAGAAUUCAUAUGUUGUAAAAUAUAUCCAAGAUCUCUUUGUGGUGACACAGAAUUGUAAACUGGCUUUUAUUUAAUAGUUCUUUUUUUUGGAAGCAUAGCCUACUUCUACAUAUGUGCUUUGUGAAAGAACCACUUUGAGUGAAUGUCAUUUUGACUUUUAUAAAUACUCAUAUUAAUCACAAAACUAAAUGGGAGAAAAAUAGGGGAAAGAACUUUAUGCAAUAAUUUUAUUGUAUAUUUAAAAGAAAUUGUAAGUUGUAUAUAAGAGAUUUUCAGUUUCAUAUGUAAUUACCUUUUUAUUGUAUUAUAUUAUGGAAAACCUUGUUUUAUUUCUUAAGUUCAGAAUAAAAUAAAUAAAAAUUUAAAAAUAAAUAAAAGAA